CUCAAUUUGCGGAGGAUAGAGUAACGAUCAUCCGAUGUACAGUAUCCAUUGUUGAAAUAAAAAUAAUGCCCAUUCAUCAGGGCAAUGACCUCGUCUUGCUCCCUUGUAAACUGACAUCAUCAUUUACUCUUUACUCCGACCUCUAUGAUCGAUCGGAGUACUUCAAAGCAAAUGAUAGCGAUUAGCAAUUGUCUAGAGCAGCAAGUUUGUAUCGAGUAGAGUGCAAGCACAGACCAAAUCAUGCACACUUUCCGGGGGCACAAUACCAUGACUCGUUGUUACAUGUUGUGCCCCUUUGUUGCAUUGGCUGUUACUAUGUCCCGUCUGUCCAAUCUAAAGAAUGGCAACGACCAUACUGAGCCCUGUAAGUUGGCUCGAGGUUGGCUCGAGACACGGUCAGGGUGCUUCAGUGUUCUGCAAUUCAGCAUUCAAGAGGAAUCCCCGCGGUCCAUCCAAGUUAUGAUGCAUUUGAUUACCGUCAAUGAAGCCACAUAUUUUCAUCAACUUCCUGGAACUUAUGUUUGUCUAAGGGCAAACAAGAUGAAGCUUUAACAGAUAGUAGGAUAUACCAGUGCGAGUGACGCUGGAAUUUGAGAUCUAUUAUUCGGACACCGAAAAUCAAAAA
This is a messenger RNA of Aspergillus homomorphus CBS 101889, 625 nucleotides long. RefSeq lists its product as uncharacterized. Bases 268 to 552 code for a protein of 94 amino acids. Lineage: Eukaryota; Fungi; Ascomycota; Eurotiomycetes; Eurotiales; Aspergillaceae. The record is from RefSeq and is a predicted model, not a curated record. The transcript is spliced from 2 exons.